AUUCUAUUCAGUUUUUAUUUGAUUUAAAAACAACAACAACACAAAAAAAAAGGUAAUUAAUAACACUUGACAUGGAAAUGUUUGUACAUAUCCCUUAUUGUCAAAUGAAAUUUAAAAAAAAAAAUUAAAAUCGUGACUUUUCUCACAUUUGUUUAUGCUUCAGGAAAUAGAAAGUAGCACUAUGCACCCUGGUAAGUUUGACAACAAUUUCUGGAUAAAACUAUUUCAAUACAAAUAUGAAAAACAACAUUAUAAAUCAGUAUUAUCUGAACACAAAUUAAAAUUUUGAUGACUUAAUAAAAUUAAAUCUGCACCUGAAUAAAAAUAUUUUACAAAUGUAUAUCUAUAAACCUGUACUUUAAAUAAUAAGAAGUUCGUAAUCUUUACGAUUUUUAAAUAUCUAUUAAAAAUAAUCUGAAAUGUUCCAUUUUUCUAGAUCACAGAGCUUCCGUGAGUCAAAGACGGGAGAACAUGAGACUAAAAAUAGUCCUAAGUAAUUUUCUUUUAGUAUUAGCUGAUGCACAGCUAGAAUCAUUCCCACCCAAGUGGACUACACAUUUUUUCAGUCCCUUUCAACGAAACAGAACUGCAGUUGACCGAAAAUCCCACCCUCCAUAAAAAAAUAAGUGCCACCCUGGGUCUUCGCCCCCUUACGCGCACCCUUCCUAUGCCACUGUGGUGCACCUGUACUGUAUCAGGGGAUUGUGGGGGGGAGUCAUUGAACAGAUUUGUGGAAGUUAUUUAGCAUUAUUAUUAAAGACAUGCCACAUGUAUACUUUCAUGGAGAAGAAGGUAGAAAUAAAUUCAUUACUUACAAAAAUACAUUCAAGCAUCUCUCAAGAUACAAAUAAAUUAUCAAAUGUGCAUCACAUCUUAUUUUGUAAACUUAUUUAUUAGAAAAUUUAAACGUAGUAUAGCGCUACUAAGAAUAAGAAAAAAUUGAAUUUAAGCUUGUUACGGACAUUAGAUAUUUUAAAAAUUUGGAAAAGAUGUUUAAAAAAACAAAGUUUUCAUUUCUGCAUUGUUUGAAAAUAGCGAAACAACGACAGGAGGUGACAACACUGACGCAGAAAGUGUCACAGUUAGAAGAUAAUAACGGUAAGUUUUUUAAUUUUUUAAAAAAAAUCCCUUAGAGUGUUCAGAUUUACAAUUUAAUUAAUUGAAGGUAAUAAUGGGUGACACCAUCAAGUUAUUUAAAGAUAUUUGUCAAUUAAUAAUAUGUCAUUAUGUUUAAAGAUUUUAAUUUCUGUAUUAUUUGUAAAUAGCGGGAUUUUUUCAUUCAAUGUAAUUAAAGACGCAGAUGGGGUCCGAGGUGACAUAAACAGCUGGUUAAAAACAUAAAUAUUGAUAUUUCCUUUAAUUUGAACUCUGAGUCUUACAUUUACUUAACAGAAAACUUGAACAGACAACAAGGAGAAAUGCUUAAAAUGUUUGAGGCUCAGCUUAAAGAAUUAAACCAAGGUACGAACUUUAUGAUAACGUAAAAUGGGUUUUCCAAAUAGUUUUUGACAAUUUAAUUAGAAGUCUCCAUUGCAAUUUCAAUUUUUUAAUCACAUCCUAAGUAUUGGAACAACAGAGACUUUAACUGUGAGAGAUGUUGUUAUAAACUUAGAUUAACAAAGAGAAAAGAACCUUUUUAUAAGAGAAAUUAAGAUAUGUAUAUCAGGCAUGAGGCAAUUAUUCGAAACUAAAUUGGUAGUUAAAAUUAAUGACAACAUAUUUUUUAACGUUAAAUAUAUUUAUAAGAAAUAGUAGAUAAAACUUUGAUAAUUUACAAACAAGUAUAUAUAUAUAUAGAUUAUUAUGUUUCUUAAAUCAUUAUUUUACGAGAACUUUUUAUUUUGUAUAUAAUAUAGGACUACCCAACACAUUUUCUCACCCAUGUAACACAAAGAAAAUAUUAUUUGACAUAACCGGAUUGAAUUCAGUUUAUGUAUCGAGAUGGGCUCUAUAAUGCCUCCCACAAACCUUUAAAAAUGUCCUUCCUUUAUCAAGACAGAAAUGUUUUUUUUUUUUUUUUACUUUCCUGUCUUUCUAUUUCAAACUUCCACAAACCUUGUUAUACUAUUUCAUUUCACAAAGAAAAUAUUAUUUGACAUAACCGGAUUGAAUUCAGUUUAUGUAUCGAGAUGGGCUCUAUAAUGCCUCCCACAAACCUUUAAAAAUGUCCUCCCUUUAUCAAGACAGAAAUGUUUUUUUUUUUUUUACUUUCCUGUCUUUCUAUUUCAAACUUCCACAAACCUUGUUAUACUAUUUCAUUCACAUAGACUUAACACUGUAAUUCAUUUAUUACCCACUUAAAAUAAACUGUAUAAAAAUUAUAUUUUAACAAAGAGCUGUUAAAAAACAAAAAUAAACACUUCGAUAAAAAAAAUAAAUAAACACAGUUUAAAAAAAUAAACACAUUGUACAAAAAAAUACAAAAAAUAAACACUUUUUAAAAACACAUAUUUAUUAUCCAAUCGGUAAAAAAAUUAUAUAAUAUUCACAUUUUAGUUAAAGGCCCUUUCCAUUGGCUCAACUAUUAACAAUUUCGCAAUAUUAUUAUGUCAACAUUUAGAGCUACAAAUACUAAAACAAGAUUCAGCCAAUCAGAAAGAAGAGAUGACAAGACUUAAACAGGAAAAAGGUGACAUAUAUAUUUAUUAAAGAGUAAAAUAGCGUUACAAGUUAGCGUGCCCGCUGGUGUAUCUUGACUAAAUGCCGACUCGUGCCAUAGUCCAAAGAUGCAAAAAAUCAUUAUAAACAUUACUGCUGUGGCGUUAAUAAAUAUGAUCAUUUUCAAGUAAAAUAUUAUAUUAUAUACCAUUUUUAAUUCCUUUGCAUAUAAUGGCAAAAUUAGACUAAGCUUCAUUUUCAAACCCUAAACUUGCACCAUCUAAACAAUAAUACUAGAUAUUUGAAUAAAGGUGAGUGAAAAAAGGCUGGGGAAAAUGCAUGGGCUCCUCGCGAACAAGGGUUUGCUUAGAAUUACUUAUUUAGUAGUGUACUUAUUUUUUAAGUACUUGCAAGUAUGAUGUUCACCAAAACAUGUUUUUAUAUAUAUUGAUAAUUAUUUUGCCAUUAAAAUAAUUCUGCAAUCUUUUGAAUCAGUUUUAAUUUGUGAUAUAGCUUGAAAUAUUGCUAUCACAUUAAACAGAUGGUAUAUUUACAAAAAUAUGUUCUUUAUUCCAAAAUAAAUGCAACUAAAGUUUAUUUUGAAAAAUUCCCACCCCGUGUAGUUACUCAUGCACCCCUACACAAGAUUUGCCACUGAGUGGGACUAAAUAUAGAUUAAGCCGCAUCCAAAAUAUUUUGAAAUAUAAAUGUGCCAAACAAAAACUAAACAUUUUUCUAAUAAUAAUUUCCUUUUUUAUUACAGAAAUAAUUGAGGAAAAUUGUAAAGAACAAAAUAUUAAUCAUCAGGAGUUAAAGAAUGAAGUUAAUCAAGGAAAGAUUUCUCAUGAUGAGUUAAGGAGAGAAUUUAUAACAGAGAAGGAUUCUCACAAUGAGUUAAAGAGAGAAUUUGCAGAGGAAAAGAACUCUCAUGAUGAGUUAAG
Messenger RNA from Lymnaea stagnalis (great pond snail), 3539 nucleotides. The record is from the annotation of a GenBank genome assembly. Lineage: Eukaryota; Metazoa; Mollusca; Gastropoda; Lymnaeidae.